This is a messenger RNA of Podospora anserina S mat+, 4422 nucleotides long. RefSeq lists its product as uncharacterized. The record is from RefSeq and is a predicted model, not a curated record. Bases 1 to 4422 code for a protein of 1473 amino acids. Gene Ontology annotation, biological process: transmembrane transport. Gene Ontology annotation, cellular component: fungal-type vacuole membrane; fungal-type vacuole. The transcript is spliced from 4 exons. Lineage: Eukaryota; Fungi; Ascomycota; Sordariomycetes; Sordariales; Podosporaceae. Gene Ontology annotation, molecular function: ABC-type peptide transporter activity; ATP hydrolysis activity; ATP binding.
AUGUCUCAGGAAUGGGAUGUAGCGCCUGCUGCAGUUGUGACAGACUUUGUCGAGCGCUGUUCUCAAUUACACCUCCCUCUUGUCAUUCUUUCAGCGUCUUGCAUCUUGCUCACAUGGCAAUUGCGAAAAACAUCACCCGCCCAACAACGUACCGCUCAACCCCCCGCCAAAUCUGUCCGCGGUGCCUUCCUGACUGCCCUGGAAGGUUUGCUACUGGCGACGACCCUGUCGCUAAACUGGGAGGGCCUCGCUGCGAGUGCGUCUGCUAGUUCCCGGGUCGGCAUCACCUUCGGAUCCUACCUAGGCGGAUUGUAUGUCUUGUCUCUGCUGCCGCCCACCGGCCUUGAGCAUGCCGGAAGGGUUACUCGCUAUCAUUCGGCUGCACUCUAUGCUAUUUUCUUGCUCUUGUCCGCCGUAACCAGUGGUGCUGAUUCCAUCGCUACCAAUGUAUCAUUAUCUCUGCUCAUCACUGCGUUGCUCUCGCCGCGCCCGCACCAGAAGGAUGGCCCCCUUGAGCUGGACGCGACGGGGGAAUCCCAGUCCAGCAUUUUUGGUCUUUGGUCGUUUGCCUGGCUAGACGGCAUGCUCUUCAAGGCCUGGCGCACUGGGAGUCUCCAGUCUCGAGACGUACCGGAGCCGGCUUUGCUCACCGCUGCCGACAAGCUUGUGAUUCGAACCAAGCUGAGGAGACCCAGUGGGUCCCUUGUUCAAAGCCUUCUACGAUACUUCGGACCCCAGCUGGCAGUUCAGGGCGUUGUGGCGGUUGCUUGGGCAGUCCUGACCUUCAUGCCCACUUUGUUGUUAAGGUCAAUCCUUCAAUUUGUCGAGGGGCCAACAGAGUCCUCCAUCGAGGAAGCUCAGGGUUAUGUGGUGCUCGUAUUUGUCACCAGUGUUUUGGCAUCCGCUGCUGAGGCUCGAACCAUCUGGCUUGGCCAGAAGAUUGGGCUCCGGCUGAAGACAAUCCUGAUCGGCGAGGUCUAUCACAAAGCCCUGAGGCGGCCGAUGGCCGUUGGAUCCUCGAGCGGUGGGCCUGAAGGGCAAACGGCUGAUAUUGGCACCAUCAUGAACCUCUUCACCGGCGAUAUCAACCAACUUGCUGAUUUGGGGGCAAACAUGCAUCAGGUCUGGGCCUCAGUCCCCGUUCAAAUAUUCAUGGCUGUCACGCUGCUCUACUGGACUCUGGGACUCAGCGCGUUUGCAGGAAUUGUGGUGAUGGGCCUGAUGGUGCCUGUCAACUCACGCAUCGCCCGAAGUUUGGGUGCCAACCAUAUGCAAGUCAUGGCUGCAUCAGAUGCCAGAAUCCAGAGCACUACCGAGAUGAUGCGAAGUAUUCGAGUGAUCAAGCUCAUUGCUUGGGACUCCUUUUUUCAGCAAAAGAUAGGUGACCAACGGGCCGCCGAACUCAAGGUACUUGAUACCCGUUAUAUGCUCUGGACGAUCUCUGCAACAAUCUGGUACGGUCUGCCGUUGCUGAUUACCUUUUCUUCUUUCUUUUGUUACACAAUAAUCGGGGGAAAUUCAUUGACACCUUCACUUACCUUCACGUCACUAUCUCUCUUCAACCUCUUGAAGUCGCCACUCGACGACUUGAUCAGCAUUAUUGGACGUGUCCAGAAUUUCCUUGUAGCCGCCAUGCGGGUGGAGGGUUUCUUGGAUGAGGAGGAAACAGAGAAACAUCACGUUCUUGGUUCUCACACUGGUGGCCAAGGGGAAAUUGGCUUCGAGCACGCGACAUUCUCCUGGCCAGGACAGAGCAAGGCGGCAGAUCUCUCAUCAAAGGACGGCAAGACAACAGAAAAUCCCAAAUCCUUCUCUCUGAAAAAUCUUGACUUCAAAUUCAAGGUCGGAAAGCUCAAUAUCGUCAUUGGAGCUACCGGAAGCGGCAAGUCUUCACUCCUACACGCGCUGUUGGGAGAGAUGCCGCUUGUAUCGGGAAAUGUUAGGAUGCCUGCCGCAGCUUCUCGCGAAAUUCUACCUAAGGACGAGAAGACAGAUUUGGUCGAGGGUGUAGCGUUUUGUGCUCAGGAGGCUUGGCUAACCAAUAACACGGUGCGCAACAACAUCCUCUUCGGUCAACCGCUUAUUGAAGAGCGCUACAGGGCUGUCCUACAGGCCUGCGCUCUUAAGCCUGACCUGAAAAUACUGCCUCAAGGUGAUCUAACCUCCGUUGGAGAGGGAGGCGUUUCUCUCUCUGGUGGACAGAAACAGCGCGUCUCCCUCGCACGCGCUGUUUAUUCCAAUGCGCGCCAUCUGCUUCUUGAUGACUGCUUGAGUGCUGUUGAUGCUCACACCGCUUCCUGGGUCUUCGAAAGGUGCAUUACAGGACGCUUGAUGCAAGGACGUACGUGCAUUCUGGCUACACACAAUGUAGCGCUUACAGCACCUGGCGCGGAUUACAUCCUCCGCAUCGACAAUGGUACCGUGGUUGCCGCGGGUUCGCAACAGGACUUGGCAGUUCAAGGUCAACUUCCGGAACUUGCAAAUGGGCCGGGCAACCAUGCCACGCCUGAGGGGGUACCGGGCGAUCGGGAAGCGGAUCAGAAGCCCGUGGACGAAAAGAAGGGCAAGGAAGGGGAAAAGUCUGACUCGCAUGCCACUGAACCUGCUGGGCCCAACACGAGACAGACCAUCAUCAAAUAUCUCGCUUCCAUGGGCGGACGGAAAUACUGGAUCUCCCUGGUCGUCUUCUUCGUGGCGCAACAAGUUGGUUCCAUCACCGUGAACUGGUGGGUUCAACGACUCUCCAACGCGACGGUAGAAGUGCAACGCCGAGAAGAUAAUACAAUCGAAGAGUCUCACUCAUGGAGAUUGAAGCACUACUUUGCGAUCUACGGUCUUCUCCUUGCUGUUUAUUUUGCAGUCGGCUUCAUGAGACUGUACAUGUUGUCCAUCGGCUCGCUGACGGCCUCGGUACGCAUCCACGAUAGUCUUCUCAAGUCUGUUCUGAGUGCGGCUCUCAAGUUUUUCGAUGAUAAAUCAUUUGGUCAGUUGAUCGGAGUGUUCUCUGGGGACAUGCGGACUGUUGAUCAAGACUUGGCCAUGCUCGCCAUUGCCACCCUACAUUUCGUAGGGUCACUUAUUGCUACCACCAUUCUCAUCGUCUUCAUUACUCCGCAGUUCUCCCUCCCAGCGAUUCUCAUCUCUCUUGUCUACUACUUUAUUACCAAGGUCUACAUCUCCUCAUCGAGCGACCUCAAAGCUCUUGAAUCGACGCGCCAGUCUCGGGUUCUCCAGCAUUUUCAUGAGACGCUCUCGGGAACCGUCACUAUCCGUGCCUACGGCGCAGAGAGGGAAUAUCUGACUCAAAGUUCAGCUCUUCUUCGGAAGCUAAACCAGCCUUCAUUCUUUCUAUGGGCCACGGAAAGGUGGUUGGUUCUCCGGCUCAGUCUUACAAGUGCCUUUGUUUCCCUAUUUGCGGGCUCCUUUUCCAUCAGGAGUAACGGGGAUGCCGGCACUAUUGGGCUCAAGGCUCAUCCCGUCAUAUGCAGCGAUUGUUUUCUCGGAACAGGUACUGUGGUUGAUUCGAUAUUACAUGGUGACUAUCCAGAACAUGACUGCCGCGUUUGUGGCUGCUUGGAUGAAAGUACCGGGGCACAAGAGGCAAAAUCCACAAGGGAACCAAGCAAAGAAUGGCCUUCGUCAGGCUUCGUAGAAUACCGCACAGUCUCUGCUCGUUACGCAGCCCAUCUAGACCCCGUACUUAGGGAUCUUUCUUUCCAAGUCCGGCCUCUGGAGAGGGUGGGCAUCGUCGGCCGUACUGGUGCUGGAAAAUCUAGUCUGGCACUCACUCUGCUGCGCGGCCUCGAGAUCGAGAGCGGGCAGAUUCUGAUCGACGGGUUGGACACCAAAACGAUCGAUUUGCACACGCUGCGCAGCCGGCUAUCCUAUGUACCGCAAGACCCGACGCUCUUUGCUGGGACGUUGCGUCUGAAUCUCGACCCAUACAACGAACACACAGACGAGGAGGUUCUCGAUGCCUUGAAACGAGUUGGCUUGUUCGAUUCAAGUGAAGGAAGAGGGAAGUUUACGGAUUUAUCCUUCACUCUUGCAGAAAGGGGCUCAAACAUAUCCCAGGGACAGAGGCAACUCGUGUGCAUUGCAAGUUCUGUGCUGAAAGGCUCCAAGGUAGUCGUCCUGGACGAAGCGACAGCGUCGAUUGACCAUGAAUCGGAUAUCAAGAUUCAGGCGUGUAUCCGGAGCAUGGAGGCCACUGUCAUUACGAUUGCACAUCGUCUACGUACUGUCAUCGACUAUGAUCGCAUUCUGAGUCUGGACGCCGGGUGCAUGAAGGAGUGCGACCAUUCGUGGGAGUUGCUUCAGCAGAAGAACGGCGUCUUCAGGGGGAUGUGUGAUGCGGCGGUGGACCGGGAAGAGUUGUUUGCACUUUCUAAGGCGGCAUGGGAUAGUAGGCAUACCGCCUGA